AACAGAAAUUGCAAACUCAAUAACAGAAGUUAAGCAAGCUUAAAAGCUGAGAGCUUUUUCGUGAUUAAGGCUUGGAAUGUGGUGGUUGAAUAGAGAGUAUGGAGGGAGACUUGGAAUUUUGCAUGACUGUGUUUACAACAGCUCAAGAAAUGGUUUUCUUGUUUGAUGAAGGUUUGGGUUUUGCCCGGUCAUGGUCGCUUAAUUUAUAGAGGCUGAAGGCUCCUUUAGUUCUCAAACUACAGCUGUUGACACUUCACUUCUCCCCAUUUCCAGAGGGUUUUGAUUUUUCUUUUCCGGUCCCAACAGAGAGAUCAUCAGGAGCUAGCAUACCUGGAAUUUGCAGGUCCGUCUUCAAGCUCAAGAUGCUUGCGACUCUACAGAGGAGCUUCGCCUGAAGGAAGAGGUUUCUUGUCUCAAAGAUCUACCGGCUCAAGCUGAAUCUCGCAGAGAGAAGACUUUGAAACUUCACGAGGAUCCUUCCAGCUCCAAGCAGCGCGAGUAAGCGAAAAAAGAGAAUUUGGGCAGGAGCAAGAUUUCACGACUGCAAACUUCACACCGUUAAAGCUAAUUGUCAAAGUUACAAUGAACGACUUGACUCUAACAUCAGAGGAUGCCUACAACAGCGGAUAUUUGGAUGGACAUAAGCACAACUCUACUUAUGCAAGCUAACUGCGGGGGCUUAGCCUCUCCCUUGAACAUAGAUUUUAUUUGUUUUAACUUUGCUAAUUUUUCACCAACGGGGUCUAGUUCACUGUAUUUACAAAGAAAUGAUGAACCCAAUUUUGUAUUCACCUUUUGAAGAUGAUUUGUGAAUUUGAAAUGGACCCCAGACCUUUAGUUUGAAGAGUCUAAAUAGUUGACAGAAAAACAAACUAAAAAACCCAAAAGAGAAAAUUGACUAGUCUUCUGCCUCCACCUUGCUAGUUCGCCAAUUUCACUCUCAAGAAUACAUGAACUCCCAAGAAUUAUGGGUUCAAGCUUUUGGCAGACUGAAAUCAUGCAAAUCAGUAAGCACAACACAGCUCAAAAAAUUCCAUGCAUUUAUCAUCAAAACAAGGCCUCUCCCUCUCCCAACCCAACACCUCAUAUAUCCAAAACUCACUUCUUCAACUGAAAAAAACUUCACUCACAUUCUCUCCUUCUUAAACCACUUGGAAAAGCCAGACCUCUGCCUCAGCCUCUACAAUGCCAUCAUCCAAGGCCUCCCUUCAAACCCCAACAACAAGGCAAGCUUGCUUCUUCAGGUGUUGGAAUUACUCAAACAUAUGCUUGUCAAUGGCCUCCUUCCUGAUAACUACACUGUGCCCUCUGUUCUCAAGGCAUGCGCGCAGUCACGUGCGCUGAGAGAAGGCCAGCAAAUGCACACCUAUGCUAUCAAGACAGGGCUUGUUUUGUCCAAUGUGUAUGUGAAGAACACUCUUAUGAGGCUCUAUGCUGUUUGUGGGGUUAUAAAUUGUGUCCGCAACUUGUUUGAUGAAGGUCCUCAACGAGACUUGGUGUCAUGGACUACGCUUAUUCAGGGUUAUGUUAAAAUGGGGUUGCCCAGAGAAGGCGUGGAAGCAUUCUUUGAUAUGUGUGAUGCCAAAAUGAUGGCAGAUGAGAUGACAUUGGUCAUUGUCCUCUCUGCUUGCUCUAAAUUGGGAGACUUGAGCUUGGGGAGGAAGAUAAAUGAAUACAUAUAUGAUAAUGGGGUCUACCGAGAUGUAUUUAUAGGAAAUGCUCUGGUUGAUAUGUACUUGAAGUGUGGAGAUGCUGAUUUUGCAUAUAAGGUGUUUAACGAGAUGCCUGUGAGAAAUGUGGUUUCUUGGAAUUCAAUGAUAUCGGGUUUGGCACAUCAAGGGAAAUUUAAGGAAGCAUUGGAUGUGUUCCGGGAGAUGCAAAGAAUAGGUCUUGAGCCAGAUGAUGUUACUUUAGUUGGUGUUUUGAAUUCGUGCGCGAAUCUUGGAGUGCUCGAGUUGGGGGAGUGGGUACAUGCUUAUGUUGAUAGAAAUCGGAUUGAGGCAGAUGGGUUUAUAGGGAAUGCACUCGUGGAUAUGUAUGCUAAGUGUGGAAGCAUAGACCAAGCCUUUAGAGUUUUUCAGGGCAUGAAACACAGAGAUGUAUAUUCCUAUACUGCCAUGAUUGUCGGAUUAGCUAUGCAUGGGGAAGUUGAGAUGGCAUUGGAUAUAUUUGCUGAGAUGCCUAGAAUGGGCAUCGAACCAGAUGAGGUGACAUUUAUAGGAGUCCUGGCAGCAUGUAGUCAUGGAGGACUUGUUGCAGAGGGUCAGAAAUAUUUUAGAGAUAUGUCAAGUGCGUACAAGCUCAGACCUCAGACAGAGCAUUACGGCUGCAUGGUUGACCUUUUAGGCCGGGCCGGGUUAAUUAAUGAGGCAGAGGAGUUUGUUAAAAACAUGCCAAUUGAGCCUGAUGCCUUUGUCUGGGGGGCCCUAUUGGGAGCUUGUAGGAUCCAUGGGAAAGUAGAGCUUGCUGAAAGUGUAAUGAAAAAACUAUUGAAGGUAGAGCCAGAGAGAGAUGGUGCAUAUGUGCUCAUGUCAAACAUUUAUUCCUCUGCAAAUAGAUGGAAGGAUGCAGUGAAGUUGAGAAGGGCAAUGAAAGGAAAGAACAUGAAGAAAACUCCUGGUUGUAGUUCAAUUGAACUUGAUGGUGUUGUUCAUGAAUUUAAAAAGGGUGACAAAUCACAUAAAAGAAGUAGAGACAUAUACAAACUGCUGGAUGAGAUUAUGAGCCACGUAAAGAACCAUGAGCUAUUGGCACAUUGAACUACAUUGUUGUGAUGAUUGAGACAUAUCAACAGAAAAUCGUCCCGGUGGGUUGAGAAAGAAAAGGGUUUGUAGUUUGCACACAUAUCUGUUGGCAUAAUCAACUUGAUCUUUUGGUUCAGCAUCAUGCUCUUUGAGGAUUUGUUGCAUAUUCCGAGAGGUAAGCAAGACAACCAAGUUUAAUAAUUUUUGUCAACGUACUGGGUAAUUUAUGUAAAGAAUUAUCUUGUAAACUAUUAACUACACUCCCUAAUCCACACAAAAUU
Molecule: messenger RNA, 3025 nt
Organism: Prunus dulcis (almond)
Lineage: Eukaryota; Viridiplantae; Streptophyta; Magnoliopsida; Rosales; Rosaceae
Product: pentatricopeptide repeat-containing protein At1g08070, chloroplastic-like
Exons: 1
Coding region: 951-2759 (602 amino acids)
Biological process (GO): RNA modification
Molecular function (GO): protein binding; RNA binding
Source: RefSeq, a predicted model, not a curated record